This is a messenger RNA of Penicillium argentinense, 1074 nucleotides long. RefSeq names its product sugar phosphate isomerase/epimerase family protein. Bases 1 to 1074 code for a protein of 357 amino acids. The record is from RefSeq and is a predicted model, not a curated record. The transcript has a single exon. NCBI's taxonomy places the organism in Eukaryota, Fungi, Ascomycota, Eurotiomycetes, Eurotiales, Aspergillaceae.
AUGCAUUCCCUGCCCACUCUGCCGUCCGACUCGGCCGCCCGCUGGAGGCCGGCCAUCGCGACGGUGAGUCUGGGAGCCGCGCAUCUACACUCCAUCGCCACCAAAAUCGACGCGGCGGCACAGAAUGGCCAGCGCGGACUCGAAUUAUUCCACGACGAUCUCGCACAGCUGGCCAAGACGCUGCGCUGCCAUGAAUGCGAGACGACGGGCCGCUCCGAUCGCGACUACGAGAUCGAUGCCGCGCACGCAAUUCGCAAUUUAUGCGCCGAGCGGGGCAUGCAAGUGCUAGCGCUGCAGCCGUUCAGGCACUAUGAAGGCCUGCGCGAUCUGGCGCGGCAUGCUCAACGUAUCGACGAACUCCGGCACUGGGUGCGGCUGUCGCAGAUUCUCGGGGAUGAUCUCUUCAUUCUCAUUCCAUCCUCCUUCCUCGACCCCUCGGAAAUCACUGGUGACCGGGAGCGGCUAGUGGCCGACCUCGCUGAGGCGGCCGACGUGGCAUUUCCGACUCGCGUUGCCUACGAGGCCUUAGCCUGGGGCACUUAUAUCAAUACAUGGGAAGGUUCCUGGGAAAUCGUCCAGCGGGCCAACCGACCCAACCUCGGUAUCUGUCUGGAUACCUUCAACAUUGCAGCACGAGUGUGGGCCAACCCAACCAGUCCAACAGGACGGGGGCCAGCCCAGGUCGACCAGGAUCUACAACUCUCGAUGGAACGGCUGGUUCAAGAAAUCGAUCCCGAGCGAGUGAUGAUGGUGCAACUGGCAGAUGGCGAACGAGUCGACCCACAAGCACCCUUCCUGCAAGAAUCAAAGCUGCCCAAGCUGCUUGCCUGGUCACGGAAUGCUCGUCUGUUCCCGUGUGAAGAAGAGCGGGGCGGAUAUCUCCCUAUUCAGUUGGUGGCUGAAGCCUGUCUAAAUGGCUUAGGGUACGCAGGGUGGGUCAGCAUGGAAGUCUUCUCGCGAACGACGCAGGUAGAUGACCCGUCGGUGCCAGAAGAACAUGCCGCAAGGGCUAGCCAGGCAUGGAAACGAAUGCUGGAGCGGUUGACAGCGAACGGGAUGAACAAAGCCACGUAG